Messenger RNA from Eublepharis macularius, 3403 nucleotides. It is a transcript of the gene RASGEF1B, whose product is annotated as RasGEF domain family member 1B. The transcript has 14 exons. The record is from RefSeq and is a predicted model, not a curated record. Gene Ontology annotation, biological process: positive regulation of GTPase activity; Ras protein signal transduction. Gene Ontology annotation, molecular function: guanyl-nucleotide exchange factor activity. NCBI's taxonomy places the organism in Eukaryota, Metazoa, Chordata, Lepidosauria, Squamata, Eublepharidae. Gene Ontology annotation, cellular component: plasma membrane. The coding region runs from base 364 to 1782 and encodes 472 amino acids.
GCCGCUCUUGGCUGCGCGCAGCUCCACCCAGCCGGCGCCGGUUCCUUCUCUUGAUUGCAACUUUACGCGUCCGAAAACGUACACUAGAGGGCGGCGCUGAGCGCUCCUGGCAACGCGCGCGGUUGCCGCGGCUGUUGCAGAAGAGCUGGUAGAAGCGCUGGGCUGUUGAGCGGCGCUGGGUCGGGGCUGCGGCUUGCUCCCGAGGAGGACGGGAUCGGAGUUGUUUUCAACGCGGGAAGGAGGGAACGUGGGACUUUCGUCCCACCGAUCUUUGCCCAGCCCUUGCAGCGCUAAGAAGAAUCAGGUCGAACUGCGAGGGCUUGCCCAAAGCGGGGCGUCCUGCGUGCUUCGGGCCAGGAAAACAUGCCACAGACGCCUCCCUUUGCAGCGAUGUUUGACAGCAGCGGUUACAACCGAAACCUGUAUCAGUCCAAAGAGGAUAGCUGCGGAGGACUGUGUUACCAUGACAACAACUUGCUUUCGGGAUCCUUGGAAGCCCUCAUCCAGCACUUAGUGCCCACCAUUGAUUACUACCCCGAUAGAACCUACAUAUUCACCUUCCUCCUCAGCUCUCGGCUCUUCGUGCACCCUUACGAGUUAAUGGCAAAAGUUUGCCAUUUGUGUACCGAGAAGCAGAGGCUUGUGGAGCCUGCAGCUGAUAAAAGUCGGUUACGGAAAAUCGCCCCCAAAAUUCUGCAGUUGUUAACAGAGUGGACAGAGACGUUUCCGUAUGAUUUUCGAGAUGAGCGAAUGAUGAGGAAUUUGAAAGAGCUGGCCCAUCGAAUAGCGAGUGGAGAUGAGAUGUACCGGAAGAACGUACAGCAAGUCAUCCAAAGUCUAAUUCGGAAGUUGGCCUCGCUUAGCCAGUACGAGGAAGUGCUUGCGAAGAUCACUGCCAGCUCAACGGACAGGCUAACUGUGCUGAAGACCAAACCCCAGGCCAUCCAGCGGGACAUCGUCACCAUCUGCAGUGACCCCUAUAUGGUGGCUCAGCAGUUGACCCACAUAGAGCUUGAGAGACUCACUUACAUAGGACCACAAGAAUUUGUCCAAGCAUUUGUACAAAAGGAUCCAUUGGAUAACGAUAAGAGCUGCUACGGUGAUCGGAAGAAGACUCGGAACCUGGAAGCCUAUGUGGAAUGGUUCAAUAGACUGAGUUACUUGGUGGCUACAGAAAUCUGCAUGCCUGUCAAGAAGAAACACAGAGCAAGGAUGAUAGAGUUUUUCAUCGAUGUGGCCCGGGAGUGUUUUAACAUUGGCAACUUCAACUCUUUAAUGGCCAUCAUUUCCGGAAUGAACAUGAGUCCUGUCUCUCGAUUGAAGAAAACCUGGUCGAAAGUCAAGACAGCCAAAUUUGACAUUCUUGAGCAUCAAAUGGAUCCUUCCAGCAAUUUCUACAAUUACCGCACAGCUCUACGCGGAGCAGCUCAAAGGUCCUUGACAGCUCACAGCAACAGAGAGAAGAUUGUGAUCCCUUUCUUCAGCCUGCUAAUCAAGGACAUUUACUUCCUCAACGAGGGCUGUGCCAACCGCCUUCCCAGUGGCCAUGUCAAUUUCGAGAAAUUUUGGGAACUGGCUAAACAAGUGAGUGAAUUUAUGACAUGGAAACAAGUGGAGUGCCCUUUUGAGAGAGACCGGAAAAUUCUUCAGUAUCUGCUCACCGUCCCAGUCUUCAGCGAAGAUGCGCUCUACUUGGCUUCCUAUGAGAGCGAAGGGCCUGAGAAUCACAUCGAAAAGGACAGAUGGAAGACUCUAAGGUCAACGCUUCUGGGAAGGGUUUAAAUUGUGACUGGCUUUCUGCUCCUGCUGCUGCUGUUACAGGGAUUACGAUGAAGGGGCCGUUAUUUUUGUCCCUUAUUUAUUUCCUUCCCCCUCCUUUUCAACCAAGUGACUUUUGAGUUGUGAAGACUCCGCUGCCGGAUGAGACAUGUCAGAUGAACAAAGAGAACGACUUCUCAAACUUGUCAGAGCAUCAGAUUUUUUCAAGUUUUUUUUGUUAUGGCUGAUUGAUCAAAGACUGCAAGGAGGCCCUUUUGAAGAUCUGACUUUCCUUUUCUGAGCCCUUUUGAAACACCUGGAUGAGGUUCCCUGCCCUGCCCUCUCCCCCGUUGCUCCUUUGAUGUCUGACGGCUUGCUGCUACUUGCGUUUUCCAGUGUGAAAGCUGGAUUCUCUAACAAACUUCCACAUCAGUGCUUGGAAUUCUAAUUUAAACUCUUUCCUGUGUCCGGCAAGGAACACAAAGACAUCUGCUGAAACUCAUCUAGGAACUUGGCUUUCCUCCUUCAGGAAAAGAAAAGGCUCGUACGGAAUUGAAAUGGACUUCCAUAUUUUUUGUUUUCUCCACUAUUUAUCAUGGAAAGAGGAUUAAUUAUUACUCUGAUAUUCUUUGGGGGAUUUUUUCCCCCUUUGGCUGGAGUUAGCUGCUGGUUGGCAAACUCAUCUUACAUAUUAUUUAAAAACUCAAACUAAUAAUGAGAUCGAGUGUUGUGAUAGGAAAAGCAGGCCCUUGAAGGAAGCAUAACGAAAUGUAGCUAGAUUGUGUAGAAAAGCGAACACCCCAACGAAUAUUCGUCAGGUAUGCUUUAGGCUGUUCCUGCAUUAGGCAAGGGGGUUGAACUAGAUGGUCUAUAAGGCCUCUUCCAACUCUUUGAUUCUGUGACACACCCACCCAAGAAUUUGUGUUUGUUUUCAGGGUACAUCUGCAUAUGAAACCAGUUUAACUUCCUGGCUUUCUAUAAAAAAAGUUGGGAAUUGUCAUGCUGGAGCAUUAAGGAGACACUUAGCUUAGCUCAGGGUACUCUGCGAACUGUAGUUCAUGAAUAAACUAGGUGUCUUCCCCCUCUGCCAUGGAAUACUCUGGGAACUCAGCAACAGUUUCCCAGAGCCCCUUGGUUGGGGAGCAAGAACAAUUAAAAGCUCUGAAGCGGGUGUGUAGAUGUGCCCCAAAUAUCCUUACUUAGCUGCCUUCCCCUCUCCCAUUAGCAUCAGCGGCUGAGCAAUUUGACUUUUUCAACUUGGGAAAACACAGGUCAGACUUUGAGUAGAUACGCUCGAGGAAAUGACUGCAUUGUACCCGAUCCCUGGACACUAGCUAGACCUGUGAAGCCCUACAGACAGACGACCAAGGUUUCGCGCCCAUUGCAGCUGGGAAUUGGAAACAACCUCCUUCCUUCCUUCUGUCUCUUGCUUCAUAGGUUUAUGGGUAUUGUUUUGACUGUGGAAGAAGUCACUUUGUUACACCUCCUCUGAAAUCUAUAGUAGCUCUGAAUGCUUAGCCCCUGUAUUGUAGGAAAUUUGAGCAAAUUCAAGCGUCCCUCAGUCGCUGCAGACAAAUCGUCCUGUAAACAAUGGGGCAUGUAUGUAAUGGGUGCCACUGUUCAAAAUGGAAAAGAAAUAAAAACU